CAAGGAAGUCAUUGGAAUUUUCGAAGUUAUGCUCAUAGCUCGAGACAAUUUGAUAAGGCUCCUACAAAGGUUUCUGAAUGUGAUUUAUAAAAAAGUAAUAUAUGACAAGUUUACAACUGAUCAGCAGGGAAGCAGGCCAGCUGCCAGCAGCGUAUAGGUGAUAGUGCGUGCAACCGAGUGGUGCAGGCAAUGCACAACGAGACCCGUUUUCAAUAUUUGAAGACUUUAACACGCGUGACACACUCGGCUUAUAUAUUUGGAAGUAUUGAUUGUCACUGCCCUUGUAGUCUGCAAUGCCACAGACUCACAGGAGUGUUGCCUUUAGUGGGAAGAAGAAAAAGGAGCAGCUGAAGGCACGCAAGGCACGGAAAAUUCUCAUCAAGUCUGGGGAUGAAAGCACCCACCACACUGAGGUCACUACAGGACUGCCUGCUGGUAUCUUAGCUAAGGUCCAGGAAGGUGAUGGAGCUGCAGGUGUGGACUAUUUGGAAGAAGUGGAGUGUGUAAAUCGCCAGCCAGACACUCGAAGCAAUGCCAACAGAUACAACCUCAAGUUCCGCAAGGAAACUCAGGAGGAGACCAGGAAGAGAAAGGCUGUUCACCACAUGGGGAUCACAUUGGCCUCAGAGUCUGACUUAGAGGCAUCAACAGGACAAUUUUAUCCUUCAGGUCUUGGGUAUCCAGCCAGGCCAGAAUGGAACAAGGGCAUGUCAAAGAGUGCAUUGGAUAUGAGUGAGAACAGGCACUUCAGGCUCUUCUGUGAGAAGCUAGACCGGGAAUUUGCAGGAACUGAUCUGAGUCUGUAUGAACUGAACCUGGAAACAUGGAGACAGCUAUGGCGGGUUACAGAGAUGUCUGAUGUGCUCCUGGUCAUUGUGGAUGCUCGCUUUCCGGUGGCUCACUUCCCACCUUACCUGUACCACCAUCUGGCAGAGAAUGAAGGACGAGGCAUCAUCCUUAUUCUCAACAAGUGUGAUCUCCUUCCCCCGGAGUUGGUGGUAGCAUGGGAGCAUUACUUCCACAAAACCUUCCCUAAAUUGCUGGUAGUCCCAUUUUCUUCCUUUGAGGGUCGCCGCCACCCACGAGGCCAGCUCCGAAUGGCUGCUGAGAGCUCAUUAAGGCUGGUUGAAGCAUGCCAGCAGUUAGUGGGAGACUUUGUUGACCUCACUCUGUGGAAGAGAAAGAUUGAGGAGGAGAGAGACAUGGAGGUGGAGGGUGGAGUGGAAACAAUAGAAGACACACAGCUGCAGGAGCCACUGAGUACCCUUCCAGAGGUGCACCAGCAUUACAAAGAUGGGGUCCUCACUGUGGGCACCAUUGGACACCCUAAUGUUGGGAAGUCCUCCCUCAUCAAUGCCCUCAUGGGAAAAAAGGUGGUAAGUGUAAGCAAGACUCCAGGCCACACCAAGCACUUCCAGACCAUCUUCCUAACAAAAAAUGUGAAAUUGUGUGACUGUCCUGGUCUGGUAUUCCCCUCAACAGUCACCAAGCCAUUACAGGUUAUCCUUGGGAGUUACCCUAUAUCCCAGAUAAGGGAUCCCAUCGGUGUAGUGCAUUAUGUUGCUGCCCGUCUUGAUAUUCCUUCUCGUCUGGGGCUUGACUACUUCAGGGAGCCUUCUGACUCACCAGGAAAAAGAGAAAAGUGGACAGCUUUUGAAAUUUGUGAGGCCUGGGCAAGGAAAAGAGGAUACUUCACUCGCACUAAAGGAGGACCAGACACAUUCCGUGCAGCUAAUGAGUUACUCAGAUUUUGUCUCAAUGGUCAGAAGUCUCUUGUACUUUACCUACGGCCUCCUGGAUACACCUCAGAUAAGGAAAAACUCAAGUCUGAUCCACGAGUUGAAGACAUCAAGCUAAUCCAAGGAAGUGUGUGCCUGGAGAACACAGCACCAGAAGACGAGGAGAAAACAGAAAAGGUCCAGGAGGAGGAGGAGGAGGACGAUGAAGAGAGUGAUGACAAUGAAGAAAAAAGAAAAUUCCCUCUACCUAAUGUGCAGAAUAAAUUUUCUCUUCUUGUUGAAGACGAAUAACCUGACUUAAUUAAAUAUCUGAAAUUAG
Portunus trituberculatus (swimming crab) is the source of this 2058-nucleotide messenger RNA. RefSeq names its product guanine nucleotide-binding protein-like 1 (gene Ns4). The transcript has 9 exons. Lineage: Eukaryota; Metazoa; Arthropoda; Malacostraca; Decapoda; Portunidae. The coding region runs from base 294 to 2030 and encodes 578 amino acids. Gene Ontology annotation, molecular function: GTP binding; GTPase activity. The record is from RefSeq and is a predicted model, not a curated record.